This is a messenger RNA of Dermacentor silvarum, 6814 nucleotides long. RefSeq lists its product as uncharacterized. NCBI's taxonomy places the organism in Eukaryota, Metazoa, Arthropoda, Arachnida, Ixodida, Ixodidae. The coding region runs from base 284 to 2167 and encodes 627 amino acids. Gene Ontology annotation, molecular function: protein binding. The transcript is spliced from 10 exons. The record is from RefSeq and is a predicted model, not a curated record.
GUGCACUCCAGAAUUCGUCUGCACACUUGAUGCGUUGGCAGCGGGCAGUUUCCGUGCCGGACAGCAGUUUUGCUGAUGCGUUUGCUGCCAUACACUUGGAUUGUUGCGGCGAUCGUUAUAAGCUGCUUCUAUGAAUAUGUUAAGACAGUUAUGUAGACUCUGUGUGACUAUUUGAGCGAACUCCAACCAAUGCUCAGCGGCCGCACUGUCCUCGCACAAACGUUCCUCGGAUUCGUCGAUCGUCAGCUAACAGACGUCCGGACGGACUUUGAGCUGCAGCGAUAUGGGGAAUGCCGAAACCCACGAAGGAUCCCCGCCGCCAGACUUGCUCAACAGACAUCUCGACCUCAGCGUCAAAGUUGACGACCGCUCUUUCCACAAGCAUAUCAGCGGCGACCACAGCGAGAAAAGCCUUACGGACCUUCCGUGGGGCCUCAGAGACGCUGUUUCGUUGUAUGAAUCGCUUAACGUGUCGUUCAACGAACUUACAACGUUGCCUCCCGAGACGCCGUUCAGACUACCGCACCUACGCGUGUUAGACCUGAGCUACAACCGGCUCAAGUCGCUGCCGGACAGCAUCGGGUUUCUCUUCCACCUCGAAGAGUUGCUAAUUCCUUUCAACCAGCUCGACUCCAUACCAGACUCGAUAGUCUACUUAAAGGUACUGCAAAAGCUUGACCUUUCACACAACUCCAUCACACGGCUCCCCGACAACCUGGGGAAAAUCACGACCCUGGUCAAACUUAACGUGAGUCACAACAAGCUCACGUCCCUGCCAAAGUCACUGGGGAAGCUGCCCAACCUCAAAACGAUUCUUGCCUCUGGGAAUGUCGACAUCACGAGCCCACCACUUGCAGUAUGUGAGACAGGCUCGGAUGCCGUCCUACAGCACCUGCGAAAGUCGGUCCGCAUACACGAGAAGCCAACACUGCGAGCUGUCGAAUGCAACCAGUUUCCGAGAGUGCGUGGAAACCUAGUAGCAACUUCAGUGCCGAACCUCCACUCAGCACAUGCACAGUACUUGCAGAUACAGACUGACACUGUGAACACUGCAAGCCGUAUCAAGACUCCACUUCUUCCGCCUAUUGGUGCGACGAAAUUGGAACCCAAUAUACUUACGGACAGGAUAACAGGCCUGCUGUACGGGGCUGCCAUUGGCGACGCAAUUGGCAUUGCCACUGAGUUCAUGACUGUAGAUGAGUGCGCCUUCUACUAUGACCCACAGUGCCUCGAGUAUACAUCUAUAAGGAGAGAUGAGCAUCGAGUGCGAUGGAAGCAGGGAGACUGGACAUGCAAUGCUGAUCAAAUGUUUUUAGUGCUCGAUUCAUUGCUGCGAUGGGCUGGCGUUGUUGAUGAACUCGACUUCGCGAAACGACUUGUAUCCUGGAAACGUUCUGGUGUGCCUGAGCUUGGCGAUGCGGAAGGUUUCCUCCUAUCUGACCUCACGAAGCUGGUACUACAGGAGGAAGGCUACAUGAGUGCCCCACACCAAGUAGCACUGCAGGUGUUCCAACGAAGCCAACCUGCCUGCAACAAUGGCCUUGGCAAACCACAUGACGCUGGUGGCACGCCAGUUCUGGUUGACAAUGGCUCCCUGACAAGAGCUAUUGCGCUAGGCAUACCAGUGUUCCACAACUUGUCAGAGGUUGCAUCAAACUCUGUGCGGAUAUGCCUAGCCACUCACCCAGAAGAACAUUGCAAGGCGGCAUCAGUGGCCAUUUCAACAACCCUUGCAACCAUACUACAGGGUAAGCACAACCUGUACAGCUGCGUGGAUGUGGAGAGGCUACAUGACACAGUGUUCCAGCUAUCAGUGAAGCAGCUGACAAGUGAGGGCAACAUUGCAAGCUUCAAGAAAUGCUUUGAAGCAAGUAGCUUUGAAGAGUUGCAGCUGAAUGAUCAGCAGUUGAGCAGUCACCCAUUCAAGUCCUUAUCUGCAAGCAUCAUGGCUCUCAAGCAGUGCACUGAUUACAGGUCUACCAUCAGCCGCUUAGCCAUGCAAGGGGGCCACAGCAGCGUCAACUGCUGCCUAGCGGGUGCCUUCCUCGGCUGCCGGGACGGCUUUUCGGCCCUGCCCGAGUCCUGGGUGCAGGGGCUGCUGCCUAAACAGCGCGCAUGGCUCAACGAGCGUGUCAACAGCCUGCUCGACAAAAUGGGCCUACCCUGAGCACCACCAGAGCUGCCUUCAAUGAAGCUGUUCUCACUUUUGUUAGAAACCUCGCAACCAGAGUGUUGGUUUGUGGAACUGGUGGCACGUUGUGCCAGUACAGCCUCCAACGAACUCAUCUAAAGCGUGGGAGCAGUUGACUCGGGAGUGCAUCUGUGCUGUCUAGUGUAGGCUACUGGUUUAAGAUGACUUUCUGAGUUCAUACACAACCACAUGGCCUGGCACAUAGCUUCUUACAGUUACCUAUAGAGUGAAGAGUGGCGCUGUAGCGCUGUUGUACGCACGGCAGUGAUGGGAAGCGAGGGUUUCAGAUCGCUACCUUUUUCGUAGCGCCAGGCUCAUUUGAAGACAUGUCCGGCAACCAACAUUCCAUCCAUCAUAAUGGUUUGGUCUCUAUAAAACAGCGUGUAAGAUACACUCUUUCUCCUUGUUAAAAAUUUCAGUUAAAGCAAGAACACUCAUACUAGUAUGCAGAGUUAUACAGAAUGGGAACAAUAUCAAUGGUGCGUUGCUAAAAUUAGAGAAAAGAUGAGGACCAUGUUUACUGCGCAUACACUUCAGUUGUGCAUUUUCAUUUUCUUUGUUUACUUGGUAUACUAUACAUGAGCAAACAUCGAUGCAUGAGGUGUUAUGGGAGAACACCAAGACCUUUUAUGAAGAUGUAAUGCCAAGAAAUCUGUUUAUUUGCACAGCAGUGCCACAUUUUUGGCCAAGCCACGUCCACGCUAAGCCAAACUAUCCACAUCUGGGCAUUCCCAUGGAGUCACACUGUCCUUUAAGAUACUUUAGGUAGUGUUAUAAGAAGCUCUGUGCCCUGGCCAGUGGCAGCUCAUGCUUCUUAGGCACCUGUUGGCUUUUAUGAUUCCCUUGUAUCACUGACACCGCUCUAUGCCAGACGAGCAAUAGCCAAGUUCUGAGGUGAAAACAUGCCAGCUGCCAUCUUUGCUGCACAGAAGAAAAUAUGCGGCAUUGCAGUCUCUUCUUUUGUGCUGCAAGUUACAAAUGCUUCGCUUGUUCCCUAAAUCUUGUCUAAGGAGCUUAAAUUUUGAUAUGUAUACGUGUGCAGUGGUUCUGCAUGUUCAGCUCAUGUAAAAAUUCCGAUGUGACAUUGUGAAAAGUGCUACAUUGUAGAGAAAAAGCUUGUACAUUAGAAUGCUGCCUGUUUCAGGACGAUAUUAUAGGAAAAAGAAUAUUGUAUAUAGCGUUGUUGCAGGUAAUUUUUAGCCACACUUGUAAUCAAGUCAGGAUGAACCGCAUGUUUGAGCAGUUGGCUGCAAAUGUGCCACCACGCCACAACAAAGGCUCGGGUGAUGCAAAAAAUAGGAAAUGAGCUUCUUUUUCUGCAAAACAGUAGAAAAUCAUUGAUAUGUUCUGAAAAAGCAGAGAGGGGUUAGUGGAUAGAGAAAACAUAUAUAAUCCGGCAAAAAUUAGCAUCACCAAAUACAGACAGGGUAGUAUAGAGUUUUAACCGAUUUGUAUACUAGUACAUUUCAGCAUUACCAUACCAGCGGAAUACUGGGAUGGAGCCGCAAACAGCAGCAUUGGAGACAUCUUGUGAUGCCAUGCUCAAGCAGGUCAAACGGGCUUAUUUGCAUAAUUCUGUGGCUCUACUUAUCUGUUGGCCUAACAGUGUUCCACAGCGACACAAACUUCACAAUACUGUACUUUUUCCCACCAGAAAGUGUUAGACAAAGAAGUUAUAGCACAUUUUAAGUUUGAAUGCACCGUCACCAGAUGUUGCCACAAGUGCUGCUAUUUGUGUUGCUUUGCGUUUCCAUACCGGUAGUAUUCUGCUAUAAUCCUAACACUUAAUGGUAGCAAAGCAACUAUAAAACGCUUGUUGUCAGUGCUGUUCACGGUGAAUUCAAGAACUGAGAAAUCAUAUAAACGAGGCUUUACUGCAGAGACAGAUCUAAAGGGCAACUGAAGAGUUUGGUUACUAAAGCUGUUAAAUCUGGUAGCUGAUAUUUUUUUUUUCUUUUAAGGUUUAUGCUUCAGGGUUAGAAAACUGCCAACUUUGACGGCGAUGUCUUAUUCCCAUAAUACGCUAUGCCUUCCUUCUUUUUGGCAAGUUGUUAUCAAGUUCUGUCUAUGCUUUUCUCAUUAUAAAGUGCUCGGGUGCCAUGCUGGACAUGGUCGAAUUCCGUCAUAUUGCCAACUUUGCAGUCUUGUGAGUUCUGAUUGGCUAAUGCCCUCUUUGAUUGUCUCAAACGCUAAUAUGGCAGAGUUUGACGGUGCAUAGAAUAGCACCCCUGGCCUGAUCCAUUUUCCCGAGUGCUUUCUCGUGGUGAGCAUCUAUCAUCUUGAUGUGCCUUUGUCACAUUAACGUACUGCCAGUGUACAGUUCCCAUUAUUUACGUUGAUAUGUAUAUGUGAGACAGCACAUAUGGAUGAAACAUGGCCAGCUAGGUGUUCAUGUAAAUAUAAUCUCGCACCAUCUGUGGAAUUCCGGUGGCUCCAACCACAUUUAGACAAUCAAGAUGUAUACAACAAGUCAGUGACAAAACUGUGAACAAAAUUUACAAACCAAAAUUAUUUUGAGUCCUGAAAAAAGGAAAUAUUUCUUUGCUUUUGUAUUUUUGUUUUGCAGUCUUUUAUCUAGAGGCACAGCCUGAAGGUUUGUUGUUCCUACAGCACGAAAAAAUUUAGUUCCUUCAUGGCUUGUGUGGCAUAUUUACUUUUUCCGAUGGCUGUAUGUAGAUGAAAUGUGCAGGGAGGCUGCAUUGCAUUGCAUGUGAAAGUUGAAAACUUCACAAGAGCUUUAUAUUUUUAGCAGUAAAUGCUUUGUUUAUGUUGCUAUAUAUAUGUAUGCUUCUGACAUAUUCAGUUCAAACUAGGCAACUUUUUGGACUGCUGCAUCUAUAAAAGCUCUCUAUCUAGGUGUAAAAGUGCCUCCUAUCUAUAAAUCUGUAACCUAUGGCUUCUACUUUUCCAUCUGCGUUUACAACAGAGGAAGAUUUACAAACUAGAAAUGUGCGCCAUGUGUGCAAUGACUUCGUUGUAGAUAAAUGUGCAAUCUCCCUGCUUCUUGCAUUAUGUGGAAGUCUUAUCUGUGAUAACAUAUAUGCUUGGCGUGGCAGCUUAAAGAGUAGGAUUUGUUAUUUUGUAAAUUUGUGCAUGCUCGAACAACAACGAAAAAAGAAGGCAGCAGGAUGCAGCACUCGCAAGCUUCAGUAGGCGGGCUUUUCCCUACUGGUUUCUCCAGUUUUCCAAAGAAUUCAGCAACAUUUUGAAAAUUCUGCUAGCUUUUAAAUACCAUCAAGGAGCUUCAGAACAACAUAAACCCAGUUUCAUUGUCUGCUGCGUCAACCACACACACUCAGUCGCACUUAAUCCCACACGGCGGACAGUAAAGAAGUGGCACAACACAUGAUCUGGCCUCGGAGAUAAGAAUCUUCCACAUCAAGCUUUGUCACACUCAUCAAUAUGCGACAAUCUGUAGAAUUCAGCAACAUUUUGAAAAUUCUGCUAGCUUUUAAAUACCAUCAAGGAGCUUCAGAACAACAUAAACCCGUUUCAUUGUCUGCUGUGUCAACCACACACACUCAGUCGCACUUAAUCCCACACGGCGGGCAGUAAAGAAGUGGCACAACACAUGAUCUGGCCUCGGAGAUAAGAAUCUUCCACAUCAAGCUUUGUCACACUCAUCAAUACGCGACAAGAGUGGUCGUGUGUGGCUUGGCCUCAGAGAUUGGGAGUGGGCGUGUGCAAUACUGAAGGCCGUGUUACGCGUAACGCUUCUUUGUUGCCUGCCAUGUUGCAGUGUGUGCUACAAAGUCUGCCAGCUAGGCACGGGAGGCACUGAAAACAAGUAGUGUGUGGCUUACCGUGCCCUCUGCUAUUUCUGUGAAUUUUGAAGAAUGUUUGGAUAGGAAUAAAAAUUAACGAAAGGGCCUCUUUGCUUACAAGAGCUCUUUCUUGAUUGAACUUACUGUAAAUGUGGUUGCAAAAGUCAGCUAGCCCGGUGACUUAUACUGAUGUCACAAAGACACUCUCAUUGGUCAUUGAACAGUGAACCCUUUGAGCAGCUCUCGUGAAAAUGAAAGGUCAGCUACUAGUUCUGAGAACUAAACAAUGGCAUUUAAUUCCCAUCUAAAAGCAGCUGCAGCUACCAUACAUCCUAAAUAGGCUUUAGAGUAUAGUUCAAUAACCACUAAUAUUGUGAAUGUGAUAGCUAUUGUAGAUGCGAGAUCAUUUAAAGACAAUAGGCGGGAACAACCUGAGCAAGAAUGGGGUUUCUGCUUUCAGAAACCACUGAAGUAAUUGCAGAUUUGCAGAUGACAAAGGGGAAACAAUGUCAGUGAAUAUGGAAACAAACAUCUUUUUGAAAUGCCGUGCUUAUAAAUUUGACCCACAUAGGGACCAAUCCCUCCUUUUCAGGCUGCUCACUGAAACAACUAAAUGAUGAUAACUUUGUGUAUUGUGUGCUGUGAAUAUAUAGGUUUAUGUUAGAAAUUAAUUAUGGACAGUUGACACUUCUUUUUGACUAACCUUUAAUUUUUGUUGGGAGAAUCUUUUUGCACAUUUGGUUUCAGCUAUUCGUAACAAGGAAAUGUGCUAUGAAAUAUUGUACUGAAUUGUUCUGUGUUUUAAUGUCACAAUGAUGAAAAAAAAUAAUAAAUAAACUGUCUCAGUGGUCUUUUGGAA